Polychytrium aggregatum is the source of this 1516-nucleotide messenger RNA. RefSeq lists its product as uncharacterized. The transcript has 3 exons. The record is from RefSeq and is a predicted model, not a curated record. Lineage: Eukaryota; Fungi; Chytridiomycota; Chytridiomycetes; Polychytriales. Bases 1 to 1284 code for a protein of 427 amino acids.
AUGUCGCUCGUUGAUAACAUUGCCAAAACUCUUGCAAGGGGAAUUAUUGGCCUUGUCAGCGCCGCCUCGGAGACGGUGGCUGAGGGUCUGGCCAAGCGAAAGCGAGGCGACGAUGGCGAUAUCGGCGAUGCAGAGUCCCUUGCGCUCAUCUUCCAGGGCAAUCGCAGCGACCAGCUGCCUCCUUACGCCUCUCCAGUAUCGUCGCUGCAGAGCCGUGGCCACCCAAGCCCAGACCCAGGCAGCGGCCAAGGCGAGCUCAUCCAACACAUCUGUCUGAACCUUGGCAUCAGCGAAGCCACUUUCCGCUUACACUUCGGAUCGGACACUCCUCCACCCGAGAUACUCGAAGGCCUGCUCCAAUUCCUCAGCCGAGUGCCGCCUUUCCUUCCAGCCUCCAUCACCGAAUACAAUCGUGAGCAACCGUUGUGGUCGCAGCUGAGUGGUGACUCGGCCCGACGAGAGUCGAUCCAGCACUUGCUUCAACAGUGCAACAGCCUGGUCAGCUAUCCAUGGACAUCCAUACCCAACGCAGCUCGGCUUGACUUUGACUUUCUCGAUCGCCUGGAGCCCGCUGAACGAUUCCGGUUCCUCGACGAGGCUAACAUUCUCGAUAGCACCUUCGAGUCUCGCGCAAGAUCCGGCGAGACCAGCCAUCGGCUCUUUGUCGUUCGCUUUCUCAACCAGCCCUUUGGAAUCCCACGAAACACCCUGCUCGGGUUCGAGCGCUUCUAUUUGCAGCGCCUCACCAACAUCAGUCUCACCCUGGUUGGCGGCUUUGCUGCCAACAUCCUGCAGAGCCAUCCCAACGAACUCCGGAACGUGGUGACCCUCCGGAUCAUGCAAACCACCAGCAUCCCAAGCACAGCCAUGAACGACUUGCGACCUCUUCCAACCCUGGAGAGACUGCGGAAUCUCCAUCUACCGCACACCAUCCUCAGUCUUGACGGCAUCGGUACCCGAUUCCCACGCCUCCGCCUCUUGGAUCUGCGCCUCUGUCGCAAUCUUGGGAGUCUCCAUGGGCUGCGGGACCUGGACCAUCUCGAGGUGCUGAUCCUGCCUCCACUGAUCCACACACUCGAAGGGCUCCCUGCAACAAUGCCAAGCAUCCACACCCUUGACUUGUCGAGUUCCACGGGCCUGCGGUCCCUCACACAGCUUCCAUUCAUGAGCCAGAUCAGGCGAGUCGUUCUGAGCAGAUCGCAUGAAACGCCACAGUUCCUACAGCUGCUCAGCAACGCCCUCGGUCCACUGUUUUCGAUUGUGUCCGUUGAAUUCAGAGACUAGUGAGCGGUCCCUGGGUUAUGGAUGGUCGAGACUGCAAAGUGGUGAGGGGCUGGACGAGCACUGAGAAGCUUGGCCUGCCAUUAGUAGAAUAGUCCCGGCUUGAAAAAUGAGGAAGCUCUCUCGGUUGAAAAUGGAAAGAUAAUGAAAAUGUGUGUUCAGGUUGACUUUGAUGUUCUGAAUCAUCUGUGGCGAUACACAAUGGUACUUGGUUCGGCUACAUCGAUGAUCGGAC